AUGGCUUGGUCUUAUAAUGACUAUCCUGACAAUAUUUCUCAGCCAUCUAUUACUUCUACUGAUAGUAGUCAAUAUGACCAGGUUCAUGUCAGUAUAGGCAAAGGUUAUUGGUCUAUUAUCUUUGCUAUUCUUCUUCAAAAAGAGUUUGUGUUCUUGUUGAAUCAAUCUGCAUUGGCUCUAAGGAUAGACUGA
This is a messenger RNA of Cetraspora pellucida, 192 nucleotides long. NCBI's taxonomy places the organism in Eukaryota, Fungi, Glomeromycota, Glomeromycetes, Diversisporales, Gigasporaceae. The record is from the annotation of a GenBank genome assembly.